UAAUUAAUAACUUACAAAGCGGCGGAGCGAUGGCGGUGUUUCGGUCUGCAUUCGAUGCCGGAGAGUUGAGAACCGAGUUCGAGAAGGCCGGCAUCAAAACCACCUUCAUCCCCUUCAUUUGGAAGCAUUUGCUUCACGAUCAAAACAACCUAUUCAACCAUAAUCUGGCAUCCGAAUUCCAAUGGGAGCAAGCUGUGCCUUCGCUGCCGUCGGCGGCCUAUUGCUUGCUCCGGUUGAAAUUCAAGCCUCUUACUUCCACCGUCCACUCUGUCGUUGAUUCCUCCGAUCAGGUCACCACCAAACUCCUUAUUAAGCUUCAGAGUGGAGCUUUUGUGGAGGCUGUCAUAAUGAGGUAUGAUACUCGUCUAGGAAAAUAUGGCGGCAAACCUCGUCCAGGUGGUCUGCGGUCUACUCUUUGUAUUUCUUCCCAGGUUGGUUGCAAAAUGGGAUGCAGAUUCUGUGCAACUGGAACGAUGGGGUUUAAAAGCAAUCUGACUUCAGGGGAGAUAGUAGAGCAGUUGGUUCAUGCCUCCCGUUUUUCCCAAAUACGCAAUAUUGUUUUCAUGGGAAUGGGUGAACCAUUGAAUAACUAUUCUUCUUUAGUGGAAGCUGUCCGUGCAAUGAUGGGCCCACCAUUCUUACUAUCACCCAAGAGAAUUACUAUCUCAACUGUUGGAAUUAUUCAUGCUAUAAACAAACUGCACAGUGAUCUUCCAGGAUUGAACUUGGCUGUUUCCUUGCAUGCACCUGUGCAAGACAUUCGUUGUCAGAUAAUGCCAGCAGCUCGAGCUUUUCCUUUACAAAAGCUUAUGGAUGCUCUCCAAGAAUAUCAAAAAAAGAGUCAGCAAAAGAUAUUAAUUGAGUACAUAAUGCUUGAUGGAGUGAAUGAUGAGGAGCAACAUGCCCACCAACUCGGGAAAUUGUUAGAGACAUUCCAAGUGAUAGUAAACUUAAUACCAUUCAAUCCUAUUGGUAGUUCAAGCCAAUUCAAAACCAGUGGCGAUGAGAAAGUUUCAGUCUUCCAGAAAAUUCUCCGCGGUACGUAUAACAUACGCACAACAGUUCGUAAGCAGAUGGGUCAAGAUAUUAGUGGUGCAUGUGGUCAACUGGUGGUCAGCCUGCCUAAUAGAAGCUCUAGUAAACAAUCUAGCGUUCUACCUGACAUUGAAGAUCUUCACCUCUGAUGUACACAAGAUACCACCAGUGUCUAAGAGAGUAAUGUAAUGUCGGAGGCGGUUGUUUCAACUGUUAUGAAAAGUCAUCAUUUGGUAGACUCGAACGGCUUCCUGGAAUGCACAUUACAGAACCAAUUUUGAGCCAAUGCCGACUGGAAAGCAAGUAUAUUGAAAAGAAAAGGAGACUAGGGGGAUCAAAAUCGUUCAAAGAGGUGGAAAUGCCAAGGAAACGAAGAAGUUAAAAUGUGGUUGCAGGAAGACUUGAUUGUGAUUGUUGCAAUUCAGGAUAUGUUUAUGAAUUAAGCGUUGGCAAUUGGCAUCAUACAGGGCUUUGUCAAUUUUUCCUCAGAUAAUUGAGGGGGAAGUGUUCAGCCAAAACUGAAGCCAUAGAUGUUUUUUUUCUUCCUUUUUUAAGUUUCAAUGCUUUCUUUUUUCCACCUUGUCCUUCAAAUCUAAGUUUAGAGAUAUGUUUCUUAUGUUCAAUGUUACGUACGGGAUGCUGCUUUUAACUCAAACUGAAGCCCAACUACUGAAAAAGCAUCGCAUUAGCAAUGGCAUUGGUAAAUAGUAUAUUUCAUUUA
Cucumis melo (muskmelon) is the source of this 1756-nucleotide messenger RNA. RefSeq lists its product as uncharacterized. Bases 30 to 1184 code for a protein of 384 amino acids. NCBI's taxonomy places the organism in Eukaryota, Viridiplantae, Streptophyta, Magnoliopsida, Cucurbitales, Cucurbitaceae. The transcript is spliced from 8 exons. The record is from RefSeq and is a predicted model, not a curated record. Gene Ontology annotation, molecular function: iron-sulfur cluster binding; RNA methyltransferase activity. Gene Ontology annotation, biological process: tRNA methylation; rRNA base methylation.